This is a messenger RNA of Medioppia subpectinata, 324 nucleotides long. The record is from the annotation of a GenBank genome assembly. Lineage: Eukaryota; Metazoa; Arthropoda; Arachnida; Sarcoptiformes; Oppiidae.
AUGAGAUCUCUGAUCGUAAUCUGUGCCUGCAUCGCCGUCUCGGCCGCCCAGUUUGGCCACUCCGGGCCCUACUCUUUCGGCUACCAGACCUCUGACGGACAGUCCCGACAGGAAUCUGGCCAUGGUGGCGCCGUCACCGGCUCAUACAGCUACGUCGAUGCCAACGGUGACUUGAGACAGGUGCGAUACGUGGCCGACGCCAACGGCUUCAGACCCGAGGGUGACAUCAGUGUCGACAAGCGUACCGCUGCCGCCGCCGCCCACUUGGCCGCCAUCGCCCCGAAAGCCCCGCUCCCGGUCGCACCCGUUGCCCCGAUCGCCCCG